UGUUUAGGCCGGUGUGGUACCGGUAAGUGGUUUUCCCCUCAGCCUAGAGCGAGUUUGCUCUGCCCUGUGGCUAAACCCUUUGUUAGAUCAAUUUCUUUCAGUUCCGUCUCAUAAAAUCUUGUUUCCUUUGUUUCGCCCCUACUUAGCUCCCUACGUCACUCAUGCAUCUAUUGGAUUAGCCUUCUUUCACUCAGUUUUAGAAAAAUGAAGAAACCCAUUAACUCAAUUGCCACUUCAAGCAAAACCUACUUUGAGGAACGCGGAGAAGAAGAAGAGAUUGAAUCUUCGGAAGAAGAGGAAUCUGAUGAUUACAUUGAUUCUGAUGAAGAGGUAGAGAUAGAGCAGGAAUUAGCAGAAGUUACAUUUGAAGAGCUGCAAAAAGCACGUGCCGAUGGUACUGAGUCAGUUUCUCGAAAACACCAUUCAGAGAACAAGCAUCGCCGCGCUAACAAGAAUAGGCCAGUGGAGCUUAGUAGCAAGAAACCAAUGAGGUCAUUUAGACAGGCUAUUCAAGCACCCAAAAAGGUGGUACGUGACCCUCGUUUUGAAUCUUUAUGUGGUAAACUUGAUGCUGAGGGGUUCAGAAAGAGAUAUAAUUUUCUGUUUGAGAACAACCUACCGGCUGAAAGAGAGGAGGCGCAGAAACGACUUAAAAAGGCCAAAGACCCAAAAGUCAUUGGUGAACUGAAGAACAGUAUUUCUUGGAUCGACAAGCAAAUAAAGUUUGAGUCAGCAAAGCAUACUGAUGCAAAGAUUCUGGCUGAGCACAAGAAGAAAGAAAGAGAAGCAGCAAAGCUCGGGAAGCGCCCCUUCUAUCUUAAGAAAUCUGAAAUUCGGAAGCAAAGGCUUAUUGAGAAGUAUAAAAAACUCAAGGCAUCCGGCAAACUUGAAUCGUUCAUUGAGAAAAGGCGAAGGAAGAAUGCUGCUAAGGAUCACAGAUUCAUGCCCUAUCGUCGGCCCAAUAAUAGUGAGCAACAAGGUUAACGAUCCCACAAGGUUUUGGUGGCUUGAGAGCUGUAUAUACAUGUUCUUCCAUCUCGCAUGUUAAGGCAUGCAUGCCCUCUGUGUGUGUUGCUUCAAAUGAGAUCUAAGUUUUAAGCGGCACUGAGUUAAGAUAGGCAACGUUUUCGUUCUCACUAUUAGAGAUUUGUUUUAGGCAACGGAUAUGAUUGAAUUAUUAGCUAUUUGUAUCUGGUCAUGUAUUCUUAGACAAAAACAGCAGUUUGGGGCAAGGUUUUUUUUUUCUUUAGCAAUUUUCCAACAUUUUAUCAAUUUUGUAGUUUCUUUCUGAUUAUGAGAUAGUAAAAAUACUAUAAUAUCAGUAUAGACCACACUUUUCCUUUA
Theobroma cacao (cacao) is the source of this 1344-nucleotide messenger RNA. RefSeq names its product rRNA biogenesis RRP36-like protein. Gene Ontology annotation, cellular component: 90S preribosome; nucleolus. The record is from RefSeq and is a predicted model, not a curated record. Gene Ontology annotation, biological process: maturation of SSU-rRNA from tricistronic rRNA transcript (SSU-rRNA, 5.8S rRNA, LSU-rRNA). Lineage: Eukaryota; Viridiplantae; Streptophyta; Magnoliopsida; Malvales; Malvaceae.